CUGAGCUCUCGGCAGCGGCAGUUGUCAUGGAGAUUGACUUGGGCCCGGCGUCGUCUCCUGGUACCGUUGCCAUGGGGACUCGGGUCCGGAACUCGCUUUCUGCGGUCGAGGAGGAUGAGGGCGAGGAGCUGCACCGACACCGCAGCAAACACCGCGGAAACUUCUCCAUGCUGAUAGUGAUCGGGGACAUCGGCACCGACCACCAGCUGCAGAUCGUCAAACAGCACAUUGAGCGCGGGAUCCGCUCCUGGAACAUUAGUCUCGAAGAAUGUGAUUUGGACCAACAGCUUCAACUCUUCGUAUUUAGACACUCCGCCCAGUUUUCUGCAGAGGUCAAAGGGCAAAGGACUCUACACCACAGAAGUGAUGUACUUGAAACAGUUGUCUUAGUCAAUCCAUCAGAAGAUACGGUUCUCUCUGAGAUCCGGUCUCUUGUGUCUGACCCAGCUGUGCACAAACUACUGGUCCUGAGUGGGCAGAACUCGGACCAAGGUGACCUGGUUCUUCAAACUGGGGUGUUUACUCAUCAAGCUGUCUCACGUGUCUUGGCUGAUCCUGGGGUUGUUAACCUGCUGGAAAAAGCAGUCCCAGGUCAGCAGGCAACUCUUACUGUGUCCUGCCAGGCUGAGGCAGGUUGGACAUCACUGGGACAGCAUCUGAGGGAGGUUAUGGACUUCAAAUUGAAUCCAGAGCCCAUACUCCCCAAAAUGGAAGGUGUUACAGAGUUCACAGAAUACAUUUCUGAGACUGUAGAUGUCCCAUCCCCAUUUGAGCUGCUUGAGCCACCCACAUCUGGAGGAUUCCUUAAGCUAUCCAAGCCUUGCUGUUACAUCUUCCCUGGUGGUAGAGGGGACUCUGCUCUGUUUGCAGUCAAUGGCUUCAAUAUUCUGAUUGACGGUGGCUCUGAGAGAAGGUCAUGCUUCUGGAAGCUGGUCAGACACUUGGAUCGUAUUGAUUCCAUUCUUCUCACCCACAUUGGUGCUGACAACCUCCCUGGUAUAAAUGGACUGCUUCAACGGAAGAUAGCAGAGCAAGAGGAAGAGCAAUCACAAGGCUCAACUACCUACAGUGACUGGAUGAAGAACCUCAUCUCACCAGAGCUUGGAGUUGUGUUCUUCAAUGUACCAGAGAAACUGCGCACAUCUGAAUCAAACUUAAAAGUCAAGCGCAGUAUUGAAGAGGCCUCUCUGACAUUGCAGUACCUUGACAAGCUUGGAAUGACACCCGAGCCUCUUUUCCGAGUAGUUAGUAAUACAAUUGAACCUAUCACUCUUUUCCACAAGAUGGGUGUGGGCAGGUUAGAAAUGUUUGUCCUCAAUCCUGUGAAGGACAGUAAGGAAAUGCAGUUUCUUAUGCAGAAGUGGGCUGGUAACAGCAAAGCAAAAACUGGGAUUGUUCUUCCCAAUGGAAAGGAAGGAGAAAUAUCUGUGCCAUACUUAACAUCCAUUACAGCUCUUGUGGUAUGGCUUCCUGCCAGUCCAACAGAGAAGAUUGUUAGAGUUCUGUUCCCUGGCAAUGCUCCACAGAACAAAAUUCUCGAGGGACUCGAAAAGCUAAAACACCUGGACUUUUUGCGAUAUCCAGUGGCUACUCAAAAGGACAUUGCUUCUGGGGUCUCACCCUCUGUUAUAAAACAGCCAAAAUUAAAGCAAAGGGCUGAGAGCAAAGAAAGUCUUAAGUCAUCUCCCAAAACACACACACCUACCAAGAUUGUAAAGAAGGAACCUGAAGAAGAAGACACAUCUGUUCUUGAGACAAAGACUGAAACUGUCAAGGAGAUCAAAGCUGAGAAGAAAGAGGAGAAAAAACACACCCGACCAUUAAAACCAAAAACUGAGGUAACAGAAAAGAAAAAGUUAUUAAAGGAGAAAUCGAUUAAAAAAUACACCAAAGAAAGAGCGACUAAAAUGGAUGAGAAAAAGGACAAAGAAAAGAAGGACAUCAAGAAAGAUAAACAUGAACUAAAAAAAGAUGACUCUGUGAAAAAAGAUGAGAAAAAAAUAAAAAGCAAAGAUGUUUCAAAACCAGAACUGAGGAAAAUAACCAAACCUGAUCUAAAACCCUUCACACCAGAAGUCAGAAAGACUCUUCACAAGGCAAAAACUCAAGGGAAACCCAAAACAACUAAGAGCAAGACUCCUAAGGUAGAGCCUAUCGCAGAACCAGAGUCCAAGAAAGCUGAGUCUGAAAUUCAAGAAAAUGAAACAGCAGAGGUUAAAUCUGUUCCCUCAACUCCAGAGGAUUUGACAAAAGACUUUGAGCAGCUCAGAGAAAAUGGCAUCCAUAUAGAGCAUGACCAUGCACCUGAAAAAAUAUCAGUGGAAAAAGAACUUGGACCAAUCACGGACACUACUGCUGAGAAAGAGGAGGUCAUUGAUUCUCAGACAGCAAAAGAAUUGCAGGAACCAAGCACUCAAGAUAAGGAAGAAGCACUAGCAUCAUCAGAGAUCAAAGAAGAACCUGAGAAAUCUGCAGAUGAGUGCCAAGUACAUGAGGGUGAUAAAUUUGAAGAUGAAGGGACUGCAAUAGAGGAUGAAGAAGAGGAAGAGGAAGAAGUGUUGACAGUUGAGAAGAAGACAGUAGAAGAGGAAGAGGACAUGGGAAUAGGGGAUGAAGAAGAUGAAACAAUGGUAAAGGACGCUAAAGAUAUGGAGGGAGUUGACAGAAAACAUGAAGUUGAGGAAAUGGAAAAACACAAAAGCAGAGAAGAGCUUACAGACAUAACAAAGACAGAAAUUGAGGAAGAGCAACCUGAAGAUGAAUAUGUCAUUGAAAAAGCUGAGCUGGAGGAGGCAGAAGAUUUGGAUGCCAUUGCAGAUGAAGAAAUCAAAGAUGUCACUGAUGAAAAAGUUCUAAAGGAAUGGGAGUACAAGGCAGGGGAGGAUACUCAUGCAGCCAAAGAGGAAGAGGUUGCAGCCGCAGUUCAAGGAGCUGCUGCAGCAGAGAGUUUAUCCUAUAUUCAAGAUGAGACCAUACCUGGUUACUCAGAAACUGAGCAGACAAUCUCAGAUGAAGAGAUUCAUGAGGAAGCAGAGGAUAGAAUACACCACCUUCAGUAUGAAGUCAGCACAUAUGAUGUCUCAGUACCAGAUCAACCAGGGUCAUUUGAUGCAAUCCAUGGAAUGAAGGAAAUGCAAGCAUUGGGUGAUGAAACGGCUAAAUCAUUUAUGAGUAUCCAAGAACAUGCUAUUUCUCUGUAUACCAGCAUAAUUGCUGCUCCACUGGCAGAGGAGGAACAUGUUUCUUCAGCAACAUCCAUCACUGAGUAUGAAAAAGUGUCCUCUUUUCCGACCUCUGUUACUGAGGAUCAGUCUGCGGCAUCUGUCACAGCACCUCAGACUGAAGACACUGGAAAAAGCUCACUAGAUUUGGACACAGUAAACAUUGUACAGCCCAUAACACAAACAGAGGCUACUCAAGGAAAAGACUACUUACACUCUGCUGGAACCAUCUCUCCAACAUCCUCCCUGGAGGAGGACAAAUGCUUCAAAUCACCUCCUUCAGAGGAAUGUCCACCACUUCCCCUUGAGGGGAAAACAGAAGAACUCGAGACCAUUGUUCACCACGAUGAAGAUGAGGAGGAUGAGUAUGAAGAUCAAACACCAAACGUUGACAUUUCUCUUGGAAAACUACAGGAAGGAUAUGCUGUAUCCCAGAAACUGGAAGAGAAAUCCAAAGAAAGUGACAAGCCCAAGAGCCCUGAGCCUGCUCCUUUGGAGUCCACACUGGACAAAAAAUCACUGUCCUCUCCUGACCUAGAGGAAAGAACAGUUUCACCAAUUAGAGAAGAUAUAAUUUCCAAACAAAUAGUUUCAGAUUUGGGUAGUUUUCCAGAGACUGAAGAUCGAUGCUUCAGUCCUGAUGACAGCACUGUGAAAAUGGCCUCUCCUACUCAAUCUGGACCACCUAGUGCCACCCACUCCCCUCUUCGUCUUUCACCAGUGGAAGAUAAAGCCAAGGUGUUCCCUGAACCAUUGCAGCAAGAUCAGGAGAAACUAGGCUUCCCCUCAGAGCUUAAAACUGAUGAAAGUGAAAAACAAAGAAUACAGACUGACAAGGCAGAUGAAUACAAAUCAGAGAAAUCAGACAUCAUUGCUGAAACUGAUAAAAAAGAAUUAUGGGAUCAGGAACAGAAGGAACAGUCUUUGGCAAAAGAGGAGGAAAAAUCUCAAGACACAAAGUUGUCCAGCACUGUAACAGCUCCACUGACACCAAAGGAGGAGAUUUCAUUAAAAAUGGAAGAUUUAGUGCCUGAUCAAGAUGUAAUUAAAGGAGGAGCAAAGGCAAUUGGAGAUGGUGAGGAUAAAUAUCAUGACAUUUUUCAAGCCAAAACCUCAGAAGAAGGGGAAAGUGGGUCUCUUGAUAUUCGUGAUCACACUGAUGAAACAGAUGAGAAAAAAGAAAAAGAAAAGGAGCUUUAUGAAGAUGAAAAAGAAAAGGAGGAGAAACAGGAAGAUUAUAAGCAAAUCUCUCUCCCAGAAAUCGAAAAAGACACAGAUGUGUCAGUUUUAGAAUCUAAAGAAAAACAGACAGAACAGCAGGAAUCUAUAAUAUCAGGAUCAGAGAAAAUAGAUUUGCUUCCUAAAGAGGAUGAGGUGUCUCACAAAGUGUGUGAUAAGACAGAAAGCGACACUAAGCAAGAUCAAGAAUCUAAAGAUAAGGAAGUUCAGCCUCAAGUUAUAGAGUCAAAACCAGAAACGUCUGACUUUCCCAGCAAACUGGAUCAUGAAACAAAAGAAACAGAUGUGGUCACUGAACAACCUCAAGAUUUACAAGUAUUACCACAUACACAAGCUGAAAAAUUGGAGGAAUCUUUGCCAGAAGAUGUAAAGAAAGAGCAACCUGAUGGCGAAUUAAUAGUAUCGGAAAAAACAGAUAAAUUAGAUGAGAUAAAGGACACAAAACUAGAAGUUACUGAAACUAUAACACUGCAGCCCACUCCACAAGAUGUUGAUCUAUGUCAACAAGAGUCUAAAGAAACAGAGAAAGAAGUCUUGAAGCCCCAAACACAACAUUUAACUUUGGAAACAGCAGACCUAACCUCUGAAGAAGGUGUGGAUAAGAGUCAUUCCCAUUCUUCAUUGCUAGAAGAAAAAACAAAACUGGAAGAAGAAUGCAAAGAAAAGACCAAAGUAGACUUGACCUCUGAAAUACAGCAUCCAGAAUCACCGAAACAUGUUUCUCCAGUAACAGAUAAACAUGUAGUGGAGACUGAGACAAUUAUAGGAGUAAAAGAUACAAUGAUAGAAUCAAAACAAGUUCAAGAAUCUACAGAAGACCAAGUAGAACAAAUACAAACUCUGGAAGAUACACAUUUAUCAUACAAAAUUGAGGAGGAUGCUUCAAAGAAACCUGUGGAUGAAAAAAUGGAAGCUAAAGAUGAACACAUAACAGAAAGUCAGUCUGAAGACUUCCAGGUACCCUUAGAGGAAAAACCUUUAGUGGUGAAAGAGGAUGAACUGUCUAAACAUAAGGAGGAAAUCGAGACUCAGCUUAAAUCAGAGAUAACAAGCAAACAUGAUGAAGAUUCCUCAGAGAAACACGAAGAGGAACCACAAUCUAUAACAAAUCUUAGUUCAGAACAGACAGUAAUACCUCCCAAAGCAGACAAAUCAGAUCAAUCUAAAGUCGAAAAACUAAGCACAUCUGAAGCACCCACAGAUAAAGACAAGACCAAGGAAGAUAUUACACCAACAGAAUCAAUCCCAGGAAAAGCUGAUGUGUCCCCAAAAGCUGAUCAUGAGCCCAAGGAUAAAGAUAGAGAAGAUUAUAAAUCUAAAGCCUUUGAACCUAUUUCUGAGAAAACUGAUUUACCAGACAAAGAAGCUCAGUACUCUAAAGAGAAAGAAGAGAUUCAAAUGGAAGAAGUUCAUAUACCCACAGCCACUUCAGAAAGAACAUGUGUAACUGACAAAGAUCAAGAAACUGAAGAGAUACACACAGAAGACAGCAAAACAAAAGAUCUUGAAUCAUCUUCUCAAAGGACAGUCUCUCCAAAACCUGAAUCGGAAUCCAAAGAAAGUUCCAUUACAUCAUUAUCCAAGGAAAUUCCUUUGUCUGGAUCAGAUAAAAUAAUGGAUUCAAAACAUGAUUUACCAAGUAAAGACGAAUUUACCCACAAAUUAGAUACCACCAAACCUGAUACCCCAGCACCACUGGAUCAAGAGCCAGAGAAAUCAGUUGUAGAAGGAGCAAAACGAAUUUCUGUGUCAAGCUCAGAGACAGAAGAUGUAGAAUAUCAGACAGAUCUUAUAGACAGAACACAACAGUACAGAGAUGACCAACACCUGUCAACCUAUGAAACAGAGACCUUCCUGUCAGUAUCAGACAAAAUGGACAUUGGUUCUAAGCUGAAUUUAGAGUAUAAAGAGAAGUGUCUUGAGGACAUUAAAACUGGAGCUUUAUUUUCAGCAAUGGAAACAUCAGAGAGUAGCAUAAAAACAUCACUAGGAUCUGAAUUUCCAACAAAGUACUCAGAUAAUGAAGAAAGUACUGAAGAAGAUGAAGGAGAUGCUGUCUGCAUGGGGGGUGCAGGUUCAAGACCAUUGUCAGUAGAACCACGGGUCUUAGAGGAAAGAAAGGAAAGUUUCACUGAACAAAUUUCAUCUACAGUAACAGAGAUAGAUGACAAAACUGUAUUGAAAGAUACGACUGAAAUUUCACCAGAGUUAGAGAAAGAGAGCAAGGAACCCAAGAUCACAUCUAUUUCAAUAGCUCUUUCAGAACAUAGUACUGUGGCAUCAACACUUGAGCUAUCAACUCCUGCAUCCAGUCAGGCAAGUGUUGAGGAGUUCCAAAAACCUGAGACACUGCCUUCUUCAGCGGACAUCUGUAAACCUGAGAAAGAAGUGGAGAGAGAGAUGGAAAGAGAGCGAGAAAUGAUCUCUCCAGUGUUAGAAACAUCCAUGUCAGGUUUUAAAAAAGUGGACAGUCUUGAAAAGACUGCUGAUGAUACAGCAAAAACAGAAAAAGAGAAAAUGGAUGACAGUAGCACCCAUCAACCAGAAAAAUGGAGCUAUGAAGCUUCUAAAUAUGAGCCCUAUGAAAAACCAGUCUCAGAGGAUCUUGAGAAGGAUAAAGAGGACAAAGAUAAAUUUACUAAAAUGAACCUUGACAUAAAUGUAGGUGACACUAGAAGGGCUAGCCAGUCAUCUCUACAGGGAGCUACAUGCCAAAUAGAUGAGCAAAGUGAUGAUGAACCAGUAUCAUUCAGCAAGGUUGACUAUGAUAUGUCUUUCUCAGAGAUGAAGACUAGUGUCCUUAGUGGACCCAGUACCUGCUUUGAGCAAGAUAAUAAGGUGAGUUACCGAGAAGAAGAAGUAGAUGUGGACAAGACUUCUGACAGCAAAACCACCUCUGUAGCUGGAUCAAGUUCUUUUUCUUCCAGUGAGGUCCAAGACAAAUCAGAGAAAUUAGAAAGAGAAGAGAAAGAGAAAGAGAAGACACCUGCCAAAGAGGACACAAGUUCUCACUAUAAAGAAGAAGAAAAAGACACUUCCUCUGAAUUGUCAUCAAAAUUACUUUGUCCCUCUGCCUCCAGUCUACCACAAGCUGUAUGGUUAGACACUGCCGAAGAAAAGGACAUAAAGAUAGAAGAGACAAUGACCAAGACACCUCUUCAAGCUGAGACUCAUGUAGAUGAUAUGACUUCCAAACAUGGGCUGGUUUCCCAAGAUCAGAUAAGUGUAGAGUCCACAACAAUACAGUCAACCUCAUAUCAGACUGAGAACAUACCAGAUAGUCAGACCACUACUGCAGAAAAGAUGGACACAAAGACAGCAAAGCAAGUAGGUGAAGAAUCAUCAGACAAACAAGACCAAAUUUCUUCUGGUAGACCUACACCACCAGAGAACACUAUGCUCCCUGAUCAGUCAGCUCCUGUUGAUGUAAGCAGCCAUGAUUCAUCUCCUGAGGAGCAACAUGCGCAUGAAAGUGUCCUUGCAUCAGAGUGCACAAGUAUUGCAAGUUCUCUGACCAGCAAAUCACAGCUGGCAAGUGGUGAGUCAGAAAUAUUCUCAGUCAAAAGUGAACAAAUUUUUGCCGAAGAAGUAGGAAAUUAUAAAGAUAGGGAAGAGGAAGGUGAAGACGAUGAGGCCAGUGAUUUGGGUAUGGAAAAAGGUGCCAGAGAGAUGUCUGAGAAAGAAUCAAAAGCUGCUUCAGAUGCAAUGGAUUCUAAAUCAAGUGGUGCAGAAGAGGAUCCUUUACAGGGGAAGACAGCUGAAUCACUUACUAAAGACAUUGUUAAAAUUUCUGGGGAGACAGUUACAACAGCUCUAACAUCUACACAUGAAGUAGUAAGCACAGACAUCGAGCAGUCAAAGGAAAAGGACAGCAGUUUACCACAUCCUGAUCUAAGCAAGGCUAGUGAGCAUAAGCAAGAAUGUGAUCUAGAGAAGAGCGCUGAUAAAAAAUAUGAGGGAGCAGGUUCUCAAACUGCCAUGUUAGAUACAACUCAGUCUUCAUCCUCUUCAUCCUAUAGUUAUUCCUCUUCAACUUCUGCUUCAUAUUCUACAGGUCAACACUAUGGUGAGGGACUUUUAGAGACCCCUAUUACUAUUCCCAGUGCUCAUUUAAGGACUGAUGCUGAUAGUAUAUCAUAUGAUUUCAAAGAAGAGGAAUCUCUUGCAAUAGAUUCAUCCUAUUUGAGCUCUGGUGUACAGUCAAGAGAUGAAGCCAUGGAAGUUUCUGAAAAGUUCAUAUCUGCAACAGCUGAGUCUGCAUCCAGUUUUGCAAGGUUUUCUCCACUCAGUCCUUUGGAAGAGACCAAGUCUUUCCUUCAAGACCAGGUAUCCUCAGCAGAGGAAAAAUCAGAGGAAGAAUUAGCAAGUAUUAGAUCAGAUAAAGAUAAACCUUCUGAACAAAAAGACGUGUUAGUGAGUGACCUACAGUGCUCAAAAGCCCCUGAUUCUGCCAAAAUUGCACCGCAGCAGCAUGAAGUAGUUUCUGCUCCACCAGCUAUGUUUGAUAUUGCUCCUCUAAAGAAAGCUGACUCAACAGAAAAACACUCCCAUGAAGAAUCCUCUGACAUUGAACAAGAAGAAGGGACUUUACCCUGUAGAAUUGAAUGUGACCGAGUUGCAUCCCAUGAUCAGAAAUGUAGCACAGAGCCUGGACAUGUUGAUGUCACCUCAACAAUACACUUUGCUCAGUCUAAUCUGGAGACACAGUCACCACAGUUGUCAGUAGAACAGUCAUCCAAUGGGCCAACAGAAGUUUGCACAGACUCACAUGUAGUUUCAAGUAAAGUAGGUGAAGUUGACAUCAAAUGCCUACCAGAGCCAAAACAGGCAGAGGUGGAAAAAGAGAAAGAAGAGAAGAAAGAUCAUGUAGAGAAGAAAGAUCACGAGGUACCUUGUACUCCAAAAGAGUCAGAAGAUCAAGCAGUUCAGCAAAAGGAGAAAAAAGAAGAGUUGAAGAUAGAGGAGGCGAUCCCAGGAAAAGAGAAGAUGGGUGAGAAGAAAGAGAAAAAAGAAGAAGAGCAGAGUAAGAUGGAUGAUAAAGUGGAAUAUGAAAAGAUUGACAUGAAAGAGAAGGAGCAAGAAGUUAAAGAAAAAUCUGAUGAAAAACAAGAGAGUAAAGAAGUGGGAGAUUUCAUGAAAGAUGUAAAAGAUGAGUGCAAAGAGAAAGAACAGCUGGAAGAAGUCAAAGAAGAAUUUGACUGCAAGCCUGAGGAUGGAAAGCAACCAGUAAAAGUAGAUUUGCCAGAAAAAGAUACCAAGAAAACAGAUGGAGAUGAGUCAAUUCAGAAAAGCACCUCCGUCUCUGAGAUGACUCAGGAGACUACUACUUGUUCAACUGCUAUACCUGACAGUACAGAGGAUGUGUCUAAACAUUUGCAAGAUGAGAAAGAAAAGAAAGAACAGCUGGAACAUGACUUAAAAGAGCAGAAAGAUCUAACUGUUUCUCAUUCAAGUGAACAAACCUCUCAGCCAUCUAAAGAAUUAAAGGAAGAUUCUACUCGACCUUCUGAACUCAGCAUGGAUGCCAGCUCCUCUUACUCACCUUCACUUUACAAACAUCACAAAGGAGAACUUUCGCCAUCAUUCAUUAAUCCAAGCCCACACCAUUUAUCUAGUGAGGAGGAAGAGGAGGACGUAAGAAGCGAUUGUUCAAAGGAAGAUGAUUUUGACGAUGAACGUGAACAACAUUCUGUUAAAAGGAGAUCACACAAACAACAGCGUCAUCAUUCUCAUAGUCACCAUGGAGACAGCAAGGAAGGAAUCCAUGCUCCUACUAGUGGUGUGGCAAGUGGUCAUGGAGUAUCACUUGCAGGAGAAGAAACUCCUCCAACCUCUCUGAGUGAAUCUCUUCCUUCCCAGUCUGAUUCGGAUGUACCCCCCGAGACAGAGGAGUGUCCAUCCAUCACAGCUGAAGGAAACCUUGACUCUGAUGAGGAUGCAGAGCAUUUACCAGUGGACAAGAUGUCAGCUACUAGUGGAAGUGGAGGUGGUCUUCAUUCAUCGUCUCCAAGAACCCAUGAUCCUCCGCCUGUCCCAAUGAAAGACCCUGUCCCACAGCCCCCCAAACCUGAUGUGUGCAUGGUAGACCCAGAAGCUGUUUUAAAUGGGCAAAGCCACACAGAGAGACCUAUGAAGAAAGAUCUUAAAACCAACAAAGGGUUGAGGAAAACUCUAGGGAAGCAAAAGUCUUCAUCUCCUGCACGUAAAGGUGACGGAAGGAGCAGGAGGUCCACAACACCUGUAAAACAGGCAUCCAAGGACUCCUCACCUCAUGCCCCUUCUAUUAAAAGGUUAGAUUCUGAGAAGACCCUCCGUGCGUCCCGCAUGCCUGAGACACAGGGUUCUAAGGGAGACAACCAUCCAGGAAAAGGACUCGUCAAUGGUGUAAAGAGCAAUUCAGGUUCGAACCAGAAGUCCACCUCUGGAGCUACCCCUGGAACACCUUUCUAUGUUGAUCUUGCCUACAUUCCAAAUCACUGCAGUGCUAAAAAUGUAGAUCAAGAAUUUUUCAAACGAGUGCGUGCUGCUUACUAUGUAGUGAGUGGAAAUGACCCAGGCAGUGGGGAACCAAGUCGUGGAGUACUGGAUGCGCUGCUUGAUGGCAAAGCACAGUGGGGAACCAAUCUGCAGGUGACACUGAUCCCUACCCAUGAUACGGAGGUGACCCGUGACUGGUACCAGCAGACUCACAAGAAGCAACAGGAUCUGAACAUAAUGGUCUUGGCCAGUAGCAGCACAGUUGUUAUGCAAGAUGAGUCUUUCCCUGCCUGCAAAAUAGAAUUUUAGGCAUGCUUUACAUUUAGGGACAAACAAUUUCCUCAUUAUUAAUUAAGACUAAUUAGGACAGUGUAUUCCUUACCAUCCACAGCGUUGCAUCCUACUGACUGCCAUUUAUAGUUUGUAUCUUAGCCUGCAACAGAAGCAGAUCCUUGUGCUCCAAGGCCUUACUAAUAAGGUUUGGUUUAGAAUCCUGAUUUAUGUUCUGUGCUCUUUCAUUGGGCUUGCAAGACCUAGGCAAAGACUGUGAGGUUAAUUUAAUAGAGGUUGUGGCAAACAUCUUCAGUUUGUUGUAUAUUUAGUUUAUUCCCAUAUUCCCAGUGGUAAUCUAUCAGAGACAUGCUAACAUUCAGAUGCCCUAAAUACGAAUUUGAAGCACAAAAUAGCCUUUGCAGUUUAUUACUAUAUAACAUCAAUCCACCGGUUUCUUCAUUAUCAAAGUUAAAAUCCUUUGUUUCACAUUUGUUGUAACAUUAAUCUGGAAUGAAUAUAGGAUCUGUAGGAGUAAUUUGUCAGCAAAAAUUACAAAAAAACCAUUACAGACAACAAAACUGAGAAAAGGUCUGAGUAAGGUAUCAAAGAAGUGUAUAUAGAGCUUUCAUUAUCAAAAACCUAAAUCGUGCUAUGCUGAAAAGGCACAUACUCUGCACAUACCAGCAAAAACAAGCUAGCAACCAGCCAAUAAACAAGCAAACAAAAAUAUAAAGCAUAUGCAAGUGCCAAAUCAAAAUUCUAUAUUAGCACAGCUAACAGACUCUGUUAAAAGUGUUCUGUGACAUGAUUUUCCAAAAUUUUAUGUUGCUCAUAAUUUGUGACCAGGUGUAGUUUGUUCACGCCUUUACGGCUUGGCACUGUAGAUGACCAGCAGCUUUGUGGUAUUUGGCUGACUCGUAUAUACCUGUCAUGGGUGAUGUAAAAAAAGGGAAAUCUGUUAAUAAUUUAAACAGUGUAAAAGGGUUAUAUGUUGGGUUAAUGCAUGAUGCUUGUGCAGCUUAGGUUUCUUUUAAGAAGGUGCAGUAUUUAAGGGUUUUGCUUCUAUAACUCAGUAAUUCUUUGUGUAUUUCCCAACAUACAUAAUUGACAAUUUUAUCAUUUUCAAGAGCUCAGAAAAGUUUUUGAGUUCGGGAGUAGCUUCAUAUGGUUCAGCACAAUGUUCUGAUUCUGAUCAUCCUUUUAAGGCAAAAUUUACAAGAAGCUUUCGUUAGCUUUGAUUUGAAAAGAGGGUGGUUUAUGUAGCAGUACAUGUGGCUGUGUAAAUGAUGGCUUGCUUAAAAGAGCACUAUUUCACUUAUAUCCUGUUGAAAUGGAGAGCAUGGGCCCCUGUUGUGUGCCUUAUGCCGUAACCAUUUAGACAGAAUAAGGGUUUACAGAAUAAUGCAGAAACACUUUAAAUCACGUGGAAAUGAACGCCACUUCGGAACGUUAGCCAGAUUUUGAUGAGGAGGAAUUACAAAUCCUUAGUAGCCUUAUACCAGAUGUACAGUGACACGUUAUGGACUAUUCUAAAGUGUAUCCCAAUCAAUGCAAAAUUAUAAAUAUAUCAUUGUUUUGCACAGAGAACGAUAGUAACAUUUUAAUCUGAAAAAGCCAUUAUAACAGAGGAGUAUGGGUAGAUAGAAUGCAUGUAAAUAUUACCUAACAUUGGGAUUAUUAGGUUAUUUUAAUUAAAUAGAAAUAUUUGUUGAUGGGGCACUUCUAAUAUUUACUGAAACUUGAAUAUAUUAUAGUUGAUUGAAUCUAGUAUGGCAUCUUGAAAUGUAUGAUCAUGUAUAAUCAUGUGUGUCUGUUAAGCAAUGGUUUUAAAGGCCAGUCUGUGUAUAUACAUUCAGUGAGUGAGCUGGAAGACAUCAACUGAGUUUAAAUAAUCUAAAAACCCUAGAGCAACAUAACUAAUAAAUUGCUUAAAUUAAUUUAAUUUUACUUAGAUUUAUCUGACAGCUUCAGUAUUACCUUUGUAUUUUCUUGAGUGUUUUGCUGAGGUGAUUACCAUGUUUAUUUUUUUAAAACACAACACAUAUGUCUCUACAUCUCUAUGUUAAUGUAUAAAGUAAAUGCUUAUACAGUCUUAAUUUUUUAAUUUCUGAAAAGAAAAAAAAAAAAAAGCAAGCCAGUAUUUUAAUCAUAUUAACUAUUAUGGUACUUACUGUACACAGAAAAGCUGAGAUUAGGCCAGGGACUGUGUAUGAAAGAUAUAAAUCCUAAUUCCUGUGACAAACAAUUUGUUACAAUUUUGUUAUAAGUUUCUAAAUCCCUUUGUUCAAUUUUUUUUUUGUGGUAAAUUUUAAUGCCGGUUUCAUUGUUGAAACGAAGCCAAGCACCUAGGAUCUUAAAAUGGAGAAUUAAGUUUAUGUCGUAAUUGUUUAUUUCAGACAUAUUUAUAAUGAUACAUAAUUCAUUAUUAUGGACUACAGCUGACACUGUAUUUUGUUUCAAUCAGUUAACUUUUUUUUUAAUGGGAAUUGAUUUGGAAUAUCUAUAUAUAUUUUUUUUUUUCCUGAAAGGUCCAAAGCAAUGAAAUUACCUCUGGUCCUGUUGACCUCAUAAAUGACAUGAGCCUAUAUGACUGAAACUGCUAUCUAAUCCCAACAUAAACAAACAACUAUACAAAAAGGACAAUAUGUAUUUUUGAUAGGUGAACUGUACAAAAAAAAUGGGAUUCUGUACUGUAUGCUCAUAGGUAUGGAUAUGUUUUUAAUAUUUGGCCUUAGGAACAAGUACUGUCUGGUUUCCUUGAUUAUGUGUGAUUGCUGUGCACAGAACACUGUGCAGUGUAUGCACUAACUUCAUAUUAUUGAAUGUAUAAGUUGCUUUGCUGGAUGCUGCUUGAACAAAACAAAGAGCUAGCAAAUAUGCAUAUGGUACAGUGAACUUUGAGCGAAAUGGUGACAAGACUGUGAUAAGUUUAUACGUAAAACCAUAACUGUAGACUCAGAUUCAGAUAUUACCGGUUUCAGUAACCAUGCAUUACUCUCUCCGUACCAGAAGACUGAAAAUCAUACAAACUACAGGUUUUCUUCUCCUGAAUGACUUGAAUCGUACACGACAAAGUCUAAAGAGCAGUGCAACCUCUCUGCUUAUGUACACUUGUAGACACCAAUCGAAAUAGCAAAUGGCUACAAACUUACUCUUGUGGAACAUUUUCAUUUUGGAGCAUUUUAGCAUCAGUGGAAUUUUACGUUGCAAAAAGCAAGAACAGAGCAAGAUCAGAUAUAAGGUACCUCUUUUGUUUCAGUCCAUUACUCCUGAGUCCAUUCUUCAAAAUGAAUGGCUUUAUCUGCCCUUAUAUCAUGCCAACGCAUCGAUUUCUGCAUGUGAUCUUAUUAGUUAUAAUCCUGAAUGUACUUCUUUAAUAACGAAAACAAGAACACUAUUUUAAAAGGUAUAUUUGAACAAGCUAAUUGUCUUAAUAGUACUGAAAUAUGCAUAUUAUUGGGCUUUGCUUCUGUUUGCCCUAAGAUGUUGUUGAGAAGAUGCUGUGAUAGUUCCUGUUUUUUGCUGCUGUAUGUGUCUUAAUUCUGUUCCUCUUUAGUGCAAUAUAACAAAUGAGCUCUUUCAAUUCCAAACACAAACUUAGAUUUCUGCUUACUGUAAACGGAACCAUCCUAGUCAUCAUGAAUAAUAAUAAUAAUAAUAAA
Hemibagrus wyckioides is the source of this 14872-nucleotide messenger RNA. RefSeq names its product microtubule-associated protein 1Ab (gene map1ab). The record is from RefSeq and is a predicted model, not a curated record. Gene Ontology annotation, molecular function: microtubule binding; actin binding. Gene Ontology annotation, biological process: axonogenesis; microtubule cytoskeleton organization; regulation of microtubule depolymerization. The transcript is spliced from 7 exons. Gene Ontology annotation, cellular component: cytosol; dendrite; microtubule. Bases 27 to 11246 code for a protein of 3739 amino acids. Lineage: Eukaryota; Metazoa; Chordata; Actinopteri; Siluriformes; Bagridae.